Pararge aegeria (speckled wood butterfly) is the source of this 5088-nucleotide messenger RNA. It is a transcript of the gene Prp39, whose product is annotated as pre-mRNA-processing factor 39. Gene Ontology annotation, molecular function: protein binding. NCBI's taxonomy places the organism in Eukaryota, Metazoa, Arthropoda, Insecta, Lepidoptera, Nymphalidae. Gene Ontology annotation, biological process: RNA processing; mRNA 5'-splice site recognition. The coding region runs from base 172 to 3270 and encodes 1032 amino acids. Gene Ontology annotation, cellular component: U1 snRNP; U2-type prespliceosome; commitment complex. The record is from RefSeq and is a predicted model, not a curated record. The transcript is spliced from 16 exons.
UCUUUGGUCAUAGCUUGCGAAAGAAAACCAUUUACAAAAGCAAGCGUAAAAGAAUUAUUUUAUCACUGGGGUUGAUCUGAAAAUCGAAUUGUUUGUAACAUUUGUAUCAAAGUGAAAAAGUAGUGUACAGUGAACUUCGUUUGCUGCACCUAUUUUGCUACACUCAUAAACAUGGACGAUGAAACAAGCUCUGAUUUACAGAAGUGUUUAUCGGAAGGACCGAUGGAUACCGAUGAGGGGCCACUGAUCAAUGAAAAUUCGAACGGAUUGUCACAUCUACUUACCGACGGUGAAUUCAAUAGCGUUGAUGCUGCGGUUGACGAGUCCUCUACAUCGAAUCAAGCUUUUCUAAACGCUGUGGAACUGUCCACAGGCAGUGUUGGUGACUACUUGGACAACAAUACUCAAGGGUUCAAUACUGAUUCCUUUGAUGUUGGCGACAAUGCUGUCAACUUUCCCAGUGACUCUUUGAAUAAUGUGCUGUCCGAUGGAGAUUCGCGGUUGAGUGCCACAUACAAAAUGAACGAAGUGGAUCUAGAACUCACAGAGAACCAGAAAACUGAUACAGAACUUGAAAGUGAGCAAGAUAAUAUGACAAUGGACACUGUGGAAGAUACAACUGGUCCAGAAGAUGUGAUACAGCAAAAUAAUGAUAUUGAGAAUGUUCAAGAGAAUAGUGAGGAAGCAAUAAAUGAAGAUCUUGUUGCCAUAACUGAUGUCACUGAAAAUGAAGAUGAACAGCCCAUUGAAGAAGGAGAUCAAGAAACUGUUCAUGAAAAAGAUGAGGAUUUUGCUAUUUAUCAGAAUAAUGGCACUAACCUUGAUGAGAAAAUUGAAAGUAAAGAAAAAUGUGCUGAUGUUGAAAGGCCUGGACCACAAAAAACAACCAAAUUGAAUGAAUAUGCAGAAGUUACAACAGAAAAUGAAAGUUCAGAGGCUGCAGAAAAUUUAGAAGUUACACAAAAUUCUGAAGAUACACAAAAUGUAGAAGUAGAUAAUAAAACAGAUCUUGACAAUAAAAAUUAUACAGAGUUUGAUAAAAAGAUGGAAACUGAUGAAAAAUCUAAAGUUGUGGAGAAGAAAAAGGUUGGUGGUGCUGAAGAGACAGAAGUAGUGUCUGAGGAUGAAUUGCCUACAGUUCAAAAGCCAAGUGUUAAGGAUGCUGAGAAUGUUUCGGAUGAUGAGUUACCUGGCCCCAAACCAGCUGAACUUCCAGCUGACACUGAGGUUGUAUCAGAAGAUGAAUUGCCAGCAUCAAAGAAAGAGUCUCGAAAGCGGAAACCCAAUGAAGCUAAAGAUGGCUAUGAUCCCGGAUCACCUACAUCUGAAAGUGAAUCUGCUGGCAAGAAACAAGCUGUUGCAAAGAAUGGCGAAAGCAAACCAGUUCCUGCCGAGAAGCGUCCAUCAGUAGAUGACAAACCAAAAAAGAAAACUCUCCCAGAGUUGGACAAGUACUGGAAAGUGGUCAAUGAUGACCCAACAGAUUUUACCGGAUGGACGUACCUAUUGCAAUAUGUCGACCAAGAGAGUGACGUGGAGGCGGCACGCGAGGCCUACGACGCGUUCUUGUCGCACUACCCCUACUGCUACGGCUACUGGCGGAAGUACGCCGACUAUGAGAAACGUAAAGGAAGUAAAAAGAAGUGCCUCGAGGUUUUGGAAAGGGGACUUAAAGCUAUACCCCUAUCAGUGGACCUUUGGAUACAUUAUCUCAAUCAUGUUAAGGCCACGAAAACUGAUGACCAUCCCCUCAUCAGAGCACAGUAUGAGAGGGCAAUAGAGGCAUGCGGUUUGGAGUUCCGUUCGGACCGCUUGUGGGAGUCCUACAUCAAGUGGGAAGCGGAGAAUGGUUCGGCGCUACAGGUCACAAACAUCUACGAUCGUUUGUUAGCCACGCCUACGCUGGGUUACACUUCACAUUUUGACAAUUUCCAAGAGCACGUGAUGUCGGAGCCGGUGUCGGGUGUAAUAUCCCGAGAUGAGCUGGUUCGUUUGCGCGAAGAGGUACGAGAGACGACGCCCGCUCCGCCACCUCUCGACUUGCCACCCGGUGAGGACGAGCCAAUCGAUCACAUCGCUUCGGAAGAGGAAGCGCAGUCUAUUAAAGAACGUGUCAUAGCAGCACGAAAAAAAGUACAUAAGGCGACUGGCGAAGAAGUCGCCGCGAGGUGGACCUUCGAAGAAGGGAUUAAACGGCCUUACUUCCACGUCAAACCGCUGGAACGAUGUCAGUUAAAGAACUGGAAGGCGUACUUGGAGUGGGAGAAGCAACAUGGAACAAUGAAGCGGGCUUUAGUACUGCAUGAGCGCUGUCUUAUUGCUUGCGCUCUCUACGAGGAGUUUUGGAUGCGGCUAAUCAAGUUCCUGGAGGACCGCUCAGCAACGAACCCGGAGCUCGUGGCCAUAAAAAGGGAGGUGUUAGAGCGCGCCUGUACAGUACACCAUCUCGACAAGCCAGAGCUGCAUCUACACUGGGCGCACUUCGAGGAGGCGCAGGGCAACUUGUCCAAGGCGGCGGAUAUCCUCGACCGCAUCGAAAAGACUUGCCCGCAUAUUGUGCAAAUACAAUACAGGCGGAUCAACCUCGAGCGCCGUCGGGAAGACUACGAGAAGUGCAUUCAGUUGUACGAGAACUACAUAUCCUCAGCCAAAAGCAAAAUGGUAGCGUCCUCGCUCGCGAUCAAAUACGCGCGCUUCCUAUUCCACGUGAAGAAAGACCCUGUCGCGGCAAGGAAGGCACUCGAUGACGCCGUCGUCAAGGACCCAUUGAACUCUCGGUUGCAUAUGCAGCGGCUGGACUUAGCUUUGCAUACGCCCGACACACAAUAUGAACAGUUGGAAGAGUUGGUGAUGAGCUACGAGAAGCAGGAGGGUGCAGAAGCGGAGACGUGUGCGGCGAUGGCGUGGCGGCGUCGCGAGUUGGCCGACGAGCUGGGCUCCGCGGCCGCCGCACGUGCCGCUAACGUCCACGCGCGCGCUUUGUACAAACACUUGCGGAAACGCGCGCGCGCCGCCAAACACGACGCGCCCCCACACCACCCGGCGACGACAGACGCGACUGCCAAGAAGAAGGAGAAUUGCGCAACCACGCCCGCGACUACCACUAGCAGCGCGAACACGUACUACCAGACGCCGCCCGCGACCGCACAGUCCUACGACCAGUCCUACGCCCAGCAGCCUUACACGCCACCCUGGGGCUACCAGCAGCCACCCGGCCCCUACCCGCACCACCCUGGACACCCGUGGCCACAGUACCCCAAUUACUACUAGCAACCGGAACAUCUACAGUCAUAGUAAAAAGAAGAGAUACAGUAGUUCGACGAGAGAGAGAGAGAAGAAGAAGAGAUCAAAGGGAUCUCGUAGUAAAUACCGACAUCGUUAAAAACAGCUUCGCGUCAUUGUAUCGGGGUGAGCCCAAGACCUGUAAUACAAGUACCUUCCUCUCACUGACUUACUUUAAUAAGUAAGUCAGUGAGAGGAAGGUACUUGUAGGUAGGUAUUAAUAUACCACUGGACUGGCUGUCCUUUCAUACAAAUUACAGCUGAAAUAUUGGCUCUAUCGCAAGGCUUCAUUUGGCAUACGGAGUACCCUAGAACUAAUAUUACUGUGUUUUUAGUAAUUAAAAUACUAGUUCAUUUUAAGGAACUAGACUACAAACAGCUGUUAUACACUUGUAUUACAGCUUUAUAACUUACAACGCAAAAAUGAGAUCAAUUAAUUGGAAACAAAAACAAACGAAGUGAUAACAGCCUGCCCAGUGAUAAUGGCAGUAGUUAGACGCCUUUAAUCUCGUGGUAAAUGCCGACAAACAAACUGUGUUGCGACUUUGUAUCGGAGUGAGGAAGGGCCCUUACUGGCGCCCGUAAGUAAUAUGGGCAUUUUCCUCGCCCGCACGAUUGCUGUCGAGACUGCUUCAUCGGUAUGAGUACCCAUACUCUAUGCUACGGUGAACGAAAGAAAGUAGGCAGCUGUCUGUAUAUUGAUCAGAGUCUAGUGUAACUUAGUGUAACAAACUGAACAUUAGGGUACCGAAAGUAAAUAAAUAAUGUAUGUCGUUAUUGAAAUUUUGGCGUUAGAUUGUCCAUAAAAAUGAAAAUUUUAUGUCGAUAUGACGCUAGUUUACUUGAAAUCUCAUACUGAGGCUCUCUAAUGAACUCGUCGCCUGCAUCCAAUGCACCAUAGAAAUGCAGAUGACGUCAUUACCAUAUGUCGCAUUAUCCAGCGCGUUUGAUAGCGGCAAUCACAUUUUCUUGAAAAUGAAUUUCUUGAUUCGGGGCGAGAACUGUGCGUCAAUUUUAACUCAGAUGAUACUUUUGAUACGAACUCUUCUGCAGUUAAUUUUACAAACAGUUUUUAGAACAGGCGUUAAGUUUGCGGAAUUCCAUGAUAUACUAUAGAAAUUAAACUUAACUUGCUAUACUCCACGUAUCUCUACGAGAAUCUGUAUGUCCGAUAAGUUGUAGCAUCCUCAGGAAAUGUUGACUAUACAAUGAACAGAGAUUGUAAAGUCUACAUCGAAUGCUCCGGUGUCGGAGCGAUUAAAUUUCCGCAAAUAUAGCAAACUCGUAUAUAUUACAUUGCUGAACGUCUGUUUAUUAUGGAGUAUAAAGAUUAUGAAUUACACCAUACAGAUUCUCCUGCUUUUCGCAGAGUAUAGGAAAUUAAGCAUAUUUUUUAUUGUAUAGCAAAUGUUGUGUAAAGAACCCUUAGUAUGAGAUUUGUCUUCCCAAAUUGCUAAAUUCGCGUACAAAUUUGCCUUAUUUAAACUCUUACAAGCAGAAACGUUACAUCGAUGAAUCUACAUUACGUUUGGGUGCCUUAUCUGUCUAUGGUCAUAUUGAAGCAGGUUUUAGCGACAAAAACCUUAUAAAAUGUAUAUGAGCUUGUAAUAAUUGCAUGCCAAUUUAAAUCUUUGGUGACCUGACUACCCCAUAACAGGGUCCGGACUGUUUUUUUUAAUUCACUUGGACUUUAUUCUAAUUUAGAAUACCAAAUGAUUUUUAUGAAAUAUAGAAUUUCUUGAAUAUGAUACAAUUUAUUGUUAUUAACAAACUAUAGUCUUUUAAACAAUAAAAACUAUCAGCCUU